AUGGCCAGCCCAACGAAUGAGGCCUCUGCGCCACCUGCAGUGUCAAAGCCUAGUAAAUCAGGUCCUGUUGCAUCGUGGUCAAACCAAGUCAUAAACAACCCAAGCGGGAUCAAAUGUAAGGACAAACGCAAACAGAUAUACGCCAAGUAUAAGAAAGCCAAGAAAGAGAACAAAAAGCGAAGGCGAGAGGAGACGAAAAAGGCUGAGGAAGAUAUUCCCGAAGAUGAACGGCCAGUCAAAGUGCAGAAAACAAUCGAGAAUAUGCGUGUAGCUGACGAGACUAUUGUCGAGGCAGACGAUGAGGAGGUGAUAAAUGAUGCGGAGACUGAUGAGCUGUCGGCAUAUUUUAAGGGACAACAGCCGAAGAUUAUGGUGACUACUAGCAGAAAGGCUAUAGGGGCGGGAACUACGUAUAAGUUUGCGGAGGAAUUAAUUAAUCUUAUGCCCGAUGCGGAGUUCAUACAGAGACGGAAUUACGACAUCAAAGAGAUCACUCAGGUAUGA
Messenger RNA from Sphaeroforma arctica JP610, 504 nucleotides. RefSeq lists its product as hypothetical. Gene Ontology annotation, molecular function: rRNA primary transcript binding. The transcript has a single exon. Bases 1 to 504 code for a protein of 167 amino acids. Gene Ontology annotation, biological process: maturation of LSU-rRNA; maturation of 5.8S rRNA. Gene Ontology annotation, cellular component: preribosome, large subunit precursor; nucleolus. The record is from RefSeq and is a predicted model, not a curated record. Lineage: Eukaryota; Ichthyosporea; Ichthyophonida.